Microplitis demolitor is the source of this 2312-nucleotide messenger RNA. RefSeq names its product neuroendocrine convertase 1. Gene Ontology annotation, cellular component: trans-Golgi network; Golgi membrane. Gene Ontology annotation, biological process: protein processing. The record is from RefSeq and is a predicted model, not a curated record. The transcript is spliced from 15 exons. Gene Ontology annotation, molecular function: serine-type endopeptidase activity. Lineage: Eukaryota; Metazoa; Arthropoda; Insecta; Hymenoptera; Braconidae. Bases 1 to 2082 code for a protein of 693 amino acids.
AUGGAAAGUGAGACUAAAAUUGUAAUAAAUUUGUGGAUUUUAUUGGCAGUAUCAAAAUGCAUAUCAACAGAAGAAAUUUUGCCGGAAAAUUUUUACCCCGAAGAAUGGGUUGUUAGAAUUGAAGGUGGUGCUCAAGUAGCUUCACUAUUGGCCCUUCAAUAUGGUUAUAAAAAUGUCGGUUUGGUUCUUGGAUUUGAUGAUACUUAUCUGUGGUACAGAGACGAAAAUACGAUAAGAAAAAGAGGCAAUAGAUUUACAAAGGACUUGACAUCACGCUCAGAAAUUAUUUGGGCAGAUCAACAAAAAAAUUUCACGCGGAGUAAAAGAGAUUUUGUGGAUAUUGUAGAUGAUGAAAAACCUCUGAUUCGUAAUAAGAGAAUUUUUUAUAUUGAUGAUAAUAAUUAUAAUGAACAAUUUUAUAAUUUUGGUAAAAAAAAUUAUGAUAAAUUGUUUAAUGAUGAACUGUGGAAUGAGGAGUGGUAUUUGCAAGACACGCGCAGCAAUAAAGAGCUACCGAAGUUAGAUUUGAACGUGCUCCCGCUUUAUCAUCUGGGGAUAACAGGUCGCGGGAUAAGGGUAGCUGUUCUUGACGACGGCCUAGAAUAUACCCACGAAGAUUUGAAAAACAAUUACGAUCCCUCUAUUAGCUAUGACGUAAAUGAGCGAGAUAACGAUCCAAUACCUCGCUACGACGUAACAGAUGUAAAUGCACAUGGUACGAGAUGUGCAGGAGAAAUAGCAAUGGAGGCAAACAAUUUAAAAUGUGGAGUCGGUAUUGCAUUCGAAGCAUCAAUUGGUGGAAUAAAAUUACUCGAUGGAGUCGUUAAUGAUCGAGUCGAGGGCGAGGCAUUGGGUUAUAAACAAAAUCUCAUAGAUAUUUAUACAGCUUCCUGGGGUCCCGCUGACAAUGGAAAAAAUCUUGAAGCGCCUGGAAGACUUGCCAGUGAAGCUUUGCAACGUGGUAUCAAUCAAGGUCGUGAUGGCAGAGGGAAUAUAUAUGUCUGGGCUUCGGGAAACGGCGGAUCCAAAGAGGAUGAUUGCAGUUGCGACGGCUAUGUCAGCAGCAUUUUUACAAUUGCUGUAGGCUCUGCAAGCCAGACUGGUAAAUUUCCUUGGUAUGGAGAACAAUGUCCUGCAACACUUGCUACUACUUACAGCAGCGGGGCUUAUCAUGACCAAAUGAUUGCAACAACGGAUUUAAAAAACAAAUGUACUACUCAUCAUACAGGAACAUCCGCUUCAGCUCCACUUGCUGCUGGAAUACUCGCUUUAGCAUUACAAGUCAACAAAGAGCUCACUUGGAGAGAUGCUCAGCAUCUUGUUGUCGAGACUUCAGAAUAUAGUCCACUUAAAAAUAAUCCCGGGUGGAUAAAAAAUUCAGCGGGUCUUUGGUUUAACCCGCGGUUUGGUUUUGGAUUAAUGAACGCAUACUCUCUGGUACUGACAGCUUCCAAUUGGACACGUGUACCCGAAAAAAUACUAUGUACCAUAAGAAGCUAUGAAAGUUCACAAAAUAUAGUUUAUGGUAAAUCUACGAUUUUAUCAUUCAACGUGAACAAGUGCAGGGAUCAAGAUUCAGAAGUAGCUUUUCUAGAACACGUACAAAUUGAAGUAACUCUUACGUAUACAAUUCGUGGCGCACUUGAAAUGUAUUUGACCUCAGCUACCAACACUAGAGUAAAAAUAUUGAACCGUCGAAAGCUCGACGAUUCCCAAGAUGGAUUUAAAAAUUGGAAAUUCAUGUCAGUUGCAACCUGGGGUGAAGACCCAAGAGGCACUUGGACUCUCGAAAUUAUUGACAAUGCAGGUCCGAUGUCUAAUAAUGGAACAAUCAAUGAUGUAACAUUAAUUAUUCAUGGAACUAAAGAUCCGCCAAGCUCACGUUUAAAUGGAAGUAAACGUGUGUAUAACAAUAAUUAUAAUCGGCUUAGAAAAAAAGAUAAUGAAGAAAUGGAAAUAAGUAAUAAAAAUAUAAGAGUUAAUAAAUGGAAUGUGGCAGAGAACGAGAUAAAUUUAACCAAGAAUUCAAAGCCCUUGAAACUCGUCCAGGUUGAUUGGCUCCGAAGACUUUUAUUCGGUUAAAUUAAUUGGAUUUAUUGUCCUAGAUCAUUGCUUUUCUCAUUUUAACCCCGUUCCAGUUCGUCUGCUGUUAUACCGUCUCCAUGUCUAGUCAAAGACGCAACAAAAUAGAAAUCUAAUGAAAAACUUUACCAAAUACGCUCAUGACACUCAGAACUAUGCUAAUAAAACUAAACUACUAAUAGUCAUAAUUUAAUAAAUUAAAUAAUAUAAAAUAUGUACCAAGUGUAUGA